Molecule: messenger RNA, 1137 nt
Organism: Hypanus sabinus (Atlantic stingray)
Lineage: Eukaryota; Metazoa; Chordata; Chondrichthyes; Myliobatiformes; Dasyatidae
Product: paired box protein Pax-1-like
Exons: 4
Coding region: 1-1137 (378 amino acids)
Biological process (GO): regulation of transcription by RNA polymerase II; anatomical structure development
Molecular function (GO): DNA-binding transcription factor activity, RNA polymerase II-specific; RNA polymerase II cis-regulatory region sequence-specific DNA binding
Source: RefSeq, a predicted model, not a curated record
AUGGCCUCUCUGCUUUUCUUUCCCGUAGAUCAGACGUACGGGGAGGUGAAUCAGCUGGGAGGCGUUUUCGUUAACGGGAGACCACUUCCCAACGCGAUCAGACUGAGAAUCGUAGAGCUGGCUCAGCUAGGGAUCAGACCCUGCGACAUCAGUAGGCAACUCCGCGUCUCCCACGGAUGCGUGAGCAAAAUCCUAGCCCGUUACAAUGAAACGGGCUCCAUCUUACCCGGGGCUAUCGGGGGAAGCAAGCCCAGGGUCACCACCCCGACUGUGGUGAAAUACAUCAGGGAAUACAAGCAAGGAGACCCGGGCAUCUUCGCUUGGGAGAUACGAGACAGGCUCUUGGCCGACGCGGUUUGUGACAAGUACAAUGUCCCUUCCGUCAGUUCCAUUAGCAGGAUCCUGAGAAACAAAAUCGGCAAUCUUUCACAUUCGGGCCAGUGCGAGACCGGCAAACAGCUUCCUCCGCAACCGACGCUGUCUUACAAUCCCAUUUACCAGUACUCCUACCCCAACCACAUGUCAUCAGCCGCCGCAAAAAUGAGCAGUACUACGGGGGUCCCCGUGCCAGGGGUUACGGGACAUGUCGGGAUCCACAGAGCCUGGCCGAGCGCCCAUUCUGUCACCAAUAUCCUGGGACUCCGAAGCCUCGUUGAACAGUCAGCUGCCCUUGGCGGAACUGAGGCUUCAGCGUAUCAAACAAAAGUGGAGGAUUGGAAUAACGUCAACAGAGCAAGCUUCCCAUCAACUCAAAGUGUCAACGGGAUAGAGAAGCAGGCGAUCGAUCCGGAUCUGAAAUACUCCCAGCCUCCUUCCGCACUGCCUGCUGUGAGUAGUUUCGUUCCUCCUUGCGCAGUUGGGCCUUAUCCCUCGUCAAACCAGGUGCCGAGCUACGGAGUGUACGGGGGUCCUGGAGCGGGUUACAUGACUGGCCACCCCUGGCAGUCCCAGGGCAGUAGUCUGUCUCACUCUGGGCCAGGGAUUACUAUGCACGGCGGAGACAUUCACGCACCCAUGCCCUUCAAACACCUCUCGGCCAGAGAAGUGGAGGACAGAAAACCCGGGAGCCCCGUUAGCAAGCCCCCAGAAGCUCUCAGGAACACGCACGGCCUCUCAAUCUCAGCCUCCAGCACGUAA